AGACUGUUAGUGUGAAACGGUGUGUGGUGCGCCAUAUAUUUUUAUAUUUCAGUAGUGUCUUCAGGAAAUGUUUGGAAAUCGCUGCUGUAUUCGAGCCUCAAGUAGGGAUUGCACGAAAGUAUGAUCUUCGGGAGCAGCAGGAAUUGUGAUGUUUACGAAUUAUGAAUGAAGCUAUACAUGGAAGUAGUAAACUUGUUAAGUGCAAUCAGUGUAUAAUUGUGCAUAAUCCAAGAUUAUUUUUCGCCCAUUAACGGUAUCUUACACAGAUGGCUAUCAGGACCAUCAGGACCAUCAGGACAACGCGUAAAAAAGAAACCGGAUGUUGAUACAUGUUGACGUGGUUGUAGAGCAUAUUUAAGUGCUGGUAAAAUUGCACAGUGAUUUCAGAUUUAGAUGUUGGUAUUUUUCGCCAGUUCGUAUUAUUGUCUAUUGUGAAAUGGAACUUAACGGUCCAGGAAGUGCCCAAGUUCCUCCUUUUUUUUGCCACCCAAUUCCUGACUGGUUGAGGGUUGCUCCAUAUGAAAGCAGCACAGGUUCGAACCGAAGUACCUGAGAUUGUAAUCCUAAUGGAAAUAGAGCAAUUGAGAUGUCAGCAGACCCACAAAGAUCGAGUGUCACUGAACCUUUACAGCCAGAUCAAGAUCAAAGAAAGUGUGGAAAUUUAGUUGCAUAUUGGAUCCUGGGUCUUUGCAAUAAUUUUGGAUAUGUUGUAAUGCUGAGUGCAGCACAUGACAUCCUCAGUCAAAACUUCAAUCAAAAUUCAGAGGAAGAAAGUUCUUCACAUUCAGAGGAUAAUUCAACUCGUGAAUGUAACCCAACUUCAACUGGUGCAAUUCUACUAGCAGAUAUUCUUCCAUCUUUAGCAAUAAAGAUACUGGCACCGUUCUUUCCAUUCCUUGUACAUGUACGAAUGCUGAUGGUAGUUGUGCUGGCUGCAGUUGGCUUCUUGCUGGUAGCCCUUUCUACAAGAGAAUGGAUUGCAGUCCUUGGAGUUGCAUGUACAUCCUUGGGAUCUGGAUUAGGAGAAGUUACACUACUUUCCUACAGUUCAGUAUUUGAUAAGAAUGUAAUAUCAACAUGGUCUUCUGGAACAGGAGCUGCAGGAAUUCUGGGUGCUAGUUCUUAUGCUGGGCUCACUUCACUUGGCCUCAGUGCAGCAGACUCUCUGUUGCUGAUGUUGAUAGUUCCUGUAGUUAUGGCUGCCACGUUCUGGUUUUUGCUUCGAACUCCUGGUUCACGACUGCACGCAUGGAGGUCAGUAAUUCAUUGUAGUAAUAUUGACGAAGAGAAGACACAGCAGCGGCCAUCAUCAGCAUCAGUAACCGAGUCAGAAACUUCAGCAGUUGAAUCAGCUCAGCUGCUCACUGUAAUAGAGAAGUUUAAGUCAAUUCCUCCACUCCUGGUAUACAUGAUACCUCUGGGACUAGUUUAUUUGUUUGAGUAUUUUAUCAAUCAGGGUUUGUUUGAAUUGAUCUACUUCCCUAACAUAUGGCUCACUCUACACGAACAGUAUCGCUGGCUUCAAGUUGACUAUCAGAUUGGUGUGUUCUUGUCACGCUCAUCUGUAAACUUGUUUGUUGUUCGCAAACUCUGGGUACUUGCUCUUCUCCAGUUCCUGAAUGUGAUUUUCUUCACAUUUGAGGCUGUUUAUCUAUUCGUUCCUAGUGUAUGGAUCGUGUUUGCAGUGGUAUUGUGGGAGGGAUUGCUUGGAGGUGCAGCAUAUGUCAAUACAUUCUACAGGAUAUCUGUUGAGGUUCCAUUUGAGAAAAGAGAAUUUUCUAUGGGAAUCACAAGCCUCUCAGAUUCAAUUGGUAUAGGACUUGCAGGGGCCAUAGCACUUCCUGUGCACAACAUUUUGUGCCAGUUGCCAAAACCAUAUUAAAUAAUAAACUGCUUGAGAUGAUCAGUUUCCUCACUAGGAAACCUGUGCACCAUGGUGUCCUCUGGUACAUAUUACACCUGGAAGUCUAACAACACUUGAAUAUUUCCACUAACUGUAUGUAAGAGGUAUAUAUGUUGAAACAUGCACAAGUCAGAUUAAUUUAGUAUACUUGCCACAGUGUCUUUAUAUUCACUUUUAUCCCUGAACUUCUUGAAGGUAUGGUGUAAUGACAUUCAUUAACAUGGGAAAUUCGAGAGUUUUUUUUUUACUUUUAUAAGUCAUAUUACUAUAUAAUAAUGUGUCAUUCUGCUAUGUGUAGUGAACGUACUAACAAUAUAAGGUAUUCUUGUGACAAACUGAGAUAUGUAAUUGGUUCAUUCACUGCUUCAAAUGAAGAGAAAUGAAAUUGGAUUGAUUUGUGUA
Cryptotermes secundus is the source of this 2305-nucleotide messenger RNA. It is a transcript of the gene Cln3, whose product is annotated as battenin. Gene Ontology annotation, biological process: regulation of intracellular pH; lysosome organization. The record is from RefSeq and is a predicted model, not a curated record. The transcript has 10 exons. Gene Ontology annotation, cellular component: lysosome; membrane. Bases 587 to 1882 code for a protein of 431 amino acids. NCBI's taxonomy places the organism in Eukaryota, Metazoa, Arthropoda, Insecta, Blattodea, Kalotermitidae.